CUUCUAAUUCUACGCCGUCUAGUUCUAUUCUCACCUUACGCCCGGAUUUGAGUGCCACAGAUAUCCCUGAUUGUUUGGGAUCAGAUAUUCUACAAUGCACGCGACUCGAUGUCAAUGUUCCACUGAUAAGAAACUCCGCUAAAAUGACGUUUCCCAACGGAGCCACGCUUGAGAAGCAAUCUACGGCGGAGGGAAUGGAAGACACUUUCAUUUUUAAAGGACCCCAAGACAUUUCAUCCACCAUAUAUAUUGACUCUGAAGGAGCAAUUUCUGGCACGCUUCACGAUUCUUCAGGUCGCGUUUACAAAGUUCAGGUUUGUGGAGCGGAUUGCCAUGUUUGGAUCGAGUUGGACACGAACAAGUUCCAAGAUGGUCCUCUCCCACAAGAGCACCACAUAUCCGAGGCCUCUUUUCAAGAACUCGCAUUGGACAGGGAUACGGGCCUAGGCUCCGAACGAGUGGCUAUGCUCGUGAAAAAAGGUUCAGAGGAUCGAACUACCAUUGUUAAUCUGUCUGUCAAGAUCUAUUACACUUUUGAAGUCGAGGAGACCACCACUAAUUUGGAAGGUUUCCUUCAAGACGUGAUCUCCGAGACUAACUUGGGUUACGUAAACAGUCAGAUUCCAUUGAGAAUAUUUUUGCAUUGUACCGAGAGAUAUUUCCAUCCGGAACAAACCGAUGCGGUCAGCAUGCUUUUUGAUUUCCGACGUUACAGAGCAACGAGCAAAGAAGUCUUGGGUGGGGCUGAUGUGGCAAUCUUAAUUGGUUUAUCAUUCAACAGUUGUGGAUUCGCAUUUUCUAAUAACAUCGUUGACCCGUUUGCUAUUGUGAGGAAAUCAUGUGCCCAAGGAUACUUUUCGGUUGGGCAUGAAGUGGCGCAUAUAUUUGGGGCCCAACACAAUCAAGAAGUGACCGACCGAGGGUAUUUCCCCUAUGGCUUUGGCUAUCUAGUGGGGGGAAACACGGACGCCCGAACAAUCUUGUCGUAUUCAGCUCCAGGCCACUCCCGUCGGAUCAAUUACUAUUCCAAUAGAAAUCCAGAGGUUACAUUUAACGGACAAUUGGUCGGAAAUGCCACUAGAGAUAAUGCUCGAGUUCUGCUGGAGAGGAGAUUCCUAAUGGAAGCCCUGGGAACCGAGUCGGAGCCUUGUGUUGGUGAACCGCCUGUGAUUGAUGGUAGGUGGUCACUUUGGUCCCCUUGGUCCCAAUGCAAUGAAGGUGGGCAGAGAGUCCGUGUCAGAAAGUGCAACUUUCCACGACCGGCCAACGGUGGACAAGAUUGUUCGGAAGAAAAUUAUAUCGAAGAAAAGAAACCAUGUGAAUGUGAAAAUAUUGGUCCAGAUGAUCAGUGCGAUAAGGCCACUUCCUUAUGCAGUGAUAGCCAGAGGCUCAUACCUGGGUAUUGCCGCAAGUCUUGCGAGCUUUGCGGUCCCAAAGUUUGCAAAAACCUUCGCCUUGAUUGUGACCGUUUAGCCGAAGCCGAUUUCUGUUACAAAUCAGAAAACCUAAUGGCCUAUUGGUGUCCCUUGUCAUGUGGGGCGUGUUUAGCAGGCCAAUGGGGCGAAUGGGAAAAUAGGUCGACCUGCAACCCCGAUUCUGGUAUUCAAUUCCAAGACCGCAAUUGCCAAGGAAGCGCUUGCCCAGGAAGUUCCACGCGAAAAGUCGACUGUCCAGUCAAUGGAGCCUGGUCGGAUUGGUCGGAAUCGGGUUCUUGCAAUGAAAUGAGUGGCACCCGACCUCUGACCAGGACUUGUUCCGACCCAUCACCUAAAAAUGGAGGUGUGCCUUGUGAAGGCAAAACCACCAGAACUGAGGAUUGUGCAGUGGAUGGGAGUUGGUCGGCUUGGGAGUCUUGGGGAAGCUGUAGCAAUGGCGAGAGGCUCACGACGAGAACGUGUAGCUCACCUUCCCCACUAAAUGGAGGGAAUCUCUGCUCUGGCAAUAGGACUAAGAAAGAAGGCUGUGGAACGAUAGUCCUCAACAACUGGAACAGUUGGUCCUUUUGGUCAGAAUGCCGGAAUGGAGAGCAAAUGAGGAGACGAUCCUGCAAUGUGGCAUCUUGUGAGGGGCCGGCAACUGAACUGUCGAGGUGCCAUCUUGAGAACGACGAGAACUGCUUCGAUAUCCAAACGGAAGAGUAUUGCCGUGACGUUUUAUCCCGUGAUAAUUGUGAAAACAAGAACAUAGCGGCGCUUUGUUGGAAAACGUGCAAAUCUUGCAGCGUUUGUAGAGACAAUUGGGAUCAAAAUAAUUGCAACAUGUUUGUUAGUAUUUGUAGAAACACUGACUACCAACACUUCAUGGCGUUUCUUUGUCGGCGCACUUGUGGGUUUUGCUCUAAAUAAUACGCUUCAAGCUUGCUCUUGAAGUCUUCAUCAAAAUAUACAAUUAGGCGGUGAUGGGUCGAAUGUAUUCUAUUACAGCAUAAAUUUGUAGUGGACAGUACACGUGAUUCGAAGAAAUAAAGUACGAUCAUGCAA
Messenger RNA from Tigriopus californicus, 2480 nucleotides. Its product is annotated as coadhesin-like. The record is from RefSeq and is a predicted model, not a curated record. The coding region runs from base 144 to 2345 and encodes 733 amino acids. Lineage: Eukaryota; Metazoa; Arthropoda; Copepoda; Harpacticoida; Harpacticidae. The transcript has 7 exons.